GUUUCUUUCUCAUGAAAUUAUUGAUAUCUGACCAGCGCAUGCGAGUUGAUAACACUAAACAUUCCAAAGUACAUUGACGGUAAGAAUGGCACUGAUACCGCCCGUUACACGACUAUCCUCUUCCAUUAUAAGGAUUUUGGGAUGCAAUCCCGGGCCGAUGACAUUGCAAGGAACCAACACCUAUCUGGUGGGGACGGGUAAAAGACGUAUAUUGAUAGAUACUGGAGACCCCGAUGUACCGGAAUAUAUCAAACAUCUUAAUGGGGUGUUGAAAGAAGAAAAGGCUUCCAUUGGUACCAUUUUGCUGACUCAUUGGCAUCAUGAUCAUGUUGGUGGCGUUAAAGAUGUUUUGAAAACAUGCGCCGAUAAAGUAAAUCUUCAUAAAGAUUGCCAGGUAUUUAAAUUUCCUCGCACGGAUGCUGAAGAUGUGUGCCCUGAAAUACCAAGUGACAUUAAAGUAGAAAAGUUGCUGGAUCAACAAGUUUUCGAGGUGGAAGGUGGUAAAGUGAAAAUCCAUCACACACCUGGUCAUACCACAGAUCAUGUGAUUCUAACAACCGAGGAGGGUACUUUGUUCAGUGGCGAUUGUAUAUUGGGUGAGGGCACCGCAGUCUUUGAAGACCUUUAUGACUACAUGAAAAGCUUAGACAAAAUCCUCAAUAUCAAACCCUCUGUCAUCUACCCCGGCCAUGGCAAUGUAAUUGAAGAUCCCUUGGAGAAAAUUAAAUACUAUAUCAAUCAUCGAAAUCAGCGGGAACAACAAAUCUUCAAUUGUUUUGUCGAGCACAAGGAUAAAAAAAUGCAAGCCAUGGAUGUGGUAAAAAUUGUCUACAAGGAAACACCCGAACAGCUCUGGCCUGCUGCAGCCUACAAUGUUAGCCACCAUUUAACCAAAUUACAAAAAGAGGGAAAACUGCAAAUGUUGCCAAAUCCCGACAAUGCUGAUGACAAUUUUUAUGUCUUCCAAAAGUCGAGCAGCUUGUAAACUAUAUGGGAAUUAAAUUUCUUAAAUAAUAAGUUUUAUGUUUUAUUUCUGUUUAACAAAAAAGUGUGAUUAUAAUAAACUAACGUAGAGCAAAGCAAA
This is a messenger RNA of Musca domestica (house fly), 1084 nucleotides long. Its product is annotated as beta-lactamase-like protein 2 homolog. Lineage: Eukaryota; Metazoa; Arthropoda; Insecta; Diptera; Muscidae. Gene Ontology annotation, cellular component: mitochondrial matrix. The transcript has 4 exons. Gene Ontology annotation, molecular function: RNA endonuclease activity; single-stranded RNA binding. The coding region runs from base 86 to 985 and encodes 299 amino acids. The record is from RefSeq and is a predicted model, not a curated record.